Messenger RNA from Salvia hispanica, 525 nucleotides. The record is from RefSeq and is a predicted model, not a curated record. Lineage: Eukaryota; Viridiplantae; Streptophyta; Magnoliopsida; Lamiales; Lamiaceae.
AUGGAGUUGGUGGACAGACAACUCCAACGAGCCGCCGGACCAUUGAAGGAAAACAUAGUAGCCGCCAUGAAAAUCCUCCAGACGAACCAUCGCCUGGCUAAGGAGAAGACACAACACGCUGAGCGUCAGAAAAGGCUCGCCGAGGAUGACUACAUGCUGGCUCAAAUCGAACUGGCUGACGCGGAGGAGUAUGCAGAGGCUACACUGCUGAAAUACGAGAGAAUGAUGAAUGAGGACGUAAUGAAAAAUAAUCAAGUCGAAGCUGAAGCAACGGUGGAGGAAAAAACGGAGGGGGAGGUGAAAGAAAACCCUACUAGCAUUGAAGAGUUGGAAGAGUUGAUGAAUGAACACCUCCACAUGAGCGAUGGAUUGACGAAGGAGAUUGCGAGAGCUGAGAUAGAAGCUCUCUCCUCGCAGCGUAAAUUGUUGAAGGAAAGAUGCAUUGAGGCCGAGGAAGAUAUGGAGAGAGCUGGCAGGCUUUUUGAAGAGGCGCUCCCGGUGAAGAUUGGGAAGCCUAUUGGAUGA